GAGUUAAUGAUUCAGUUAGAUGCCUUUUCUUCUGAAUUGGCAACAUUUUGAGGUAGAACAAAUGUUAAGGUGCAGCAAAGGGGAAGGGUGGGGUGGAUGGACAAUGAACAUCAACACACGAUACACCAGCCUUCUGUCAGUGCCCACCCACAGGCACACGUCCCAAAAAUGGAACUCUGGACCCAAGUCCUUCCACUGCACCCCCCACCAACCCCAUAGCUGCUAAUACUUUAAUUAUGACUCCUUCUUUUCCUGACCAAAUCCUCAAUGUCCCCUGUCAGCCAGGGUUCCCUAAUCCUGCCAGCCUUGCCCUUCACUCUUACAGGAACAUGUUGGCCCUGAUUUCUUCCUCUCUCACUUUUAAAAACCCACCAUUUGCCAGCCAUCCCUCAACCUGCAAACAACCUCCCCCAAUCAAACUUUGCAAGUUCCUGUCUAAUUUUGGAUUUUAGCCUUGUCUCAAUUUUGGAUUUUAACUUGCGGAGCAGACCUAUCUUUUUCCAUAACUAUUUUAAAGCUCAUAGAAUUAUGAUCACUGGUCCCAAAGUGCUCCCACAGUGACAAUUCAGUCACUUGCUCCACCUCAUUUCCCAAUAGGAUAUCCAGUGUUGCGCCCUCUCUAGAAGGGCCAUCCACCUAUUUCUUGAGAAAACUUUCCUGGAUACACUUAACAAUUCUGCCCCAUGCUAGCCCUUGGCACCAUGGCAGUCCCACACAAUACUCGGGAAGUUAAACUCAUUAAUAUUACAACAAUUUUAUUCUUACAGCCAUCUGCAAUCUCCCUACAUAUUUGCUCCUCUAAUUCCUGCUGACUAUUGGGGGCUACCGUAAAAUCCCCUCAAAGUGAUCACUCCCUUAUUAUUUCUGAGUUCCACCCAUACAGCCUCACUGGAUGAUCCCCCAGGAAUAUCCUCUCUAAGUACUGCCGUGAUGUUCUCCCUAAUUGGAAACACAACUUCUCCUCCUCUCUUACCACGACCUCUCUCACGCCUGUUGUAUUUGUUGUACCCCGGAACGUUGAGCUGCCAGUCCUACCCCUCAACCACGUUUCUGUCAUAGCUGUAAUCUCCCAGUCCUCCCCUCCAUGGACUCUUGUCUUUACAUCUCGCUGUCUUGGUGAAGCAGCCAGCAUAAUCAAUGACCCCACCCACCCGGGUCAUUCUCUCUUCUCUCCUCUUCCAUUGGGUAGAAGAUACAGGAGCCUGAGGGCACGUUCCACCAGGCUUGAGGACAGCUUCUACCCCACUGUGAUAAGACUAUUGAAUGGUUCCCUUAUACGAUGAGAUAUACUCUGACCUCACGAUCUACCUUGUUGUGACCUCGCACCUUAUUGCACUGCACUUUUUCUGUAGCUGUGACACUUUACUCUGUACUGUUAUUGUUUUUACCUGUACUAAUCAAUGCACUCUGUACAAACUCAAUGUCACUGCACUGUGUAAUGAAUUGACCUGUACGAUCGGUAUGCAAGACAAGUUUUUCACUGUACCUCUGUACAAGUGACAAUAAUAAACAAAUAUCAAUACCAUGUACCUAUCCAAGCCCUGACUUCAUCUGCCUUAUCUGUCAGGCUUCUUGCAUUAAACAAUAAAUGCAGUUUAGUAUAUCAGACCUUCCUCACUCCCCAUCCAGCUCCUGCUUGUCUUACCCACUGAUUUUCUUCACUUUAUCUUCUAUAUUUGCCUCAACUUUCUUAUCUGCUACACUACUGCGUUGGGUCACAACCCCCCUGCCAGACUAGUUUAAAUCCUCCUGAGUACCAAAUCUCCUCACUGAGCUUCUGAAACAUUCUUGGAACUGCACCAUUCUGGGUAAGUGGAGGUUGUUACACUGCACUCCUGAAUGGUGUACUGUCCAUGUUGAAACAGCUGGGGGAGUCGGGAAGUGAAUUUCACCCAACAGAUUAGGUUAAUGUGGGAAGAGGAACUAGUCUUUAACUACCGUUUGAAUUCGGAAGUGACCAGCUCAACCACAACGCAGGGACCCGACCAAUUCAGCACAGCCUAAGUAUGGAGGUGGUCCAGAGUGAAUUCACACAUCAGAAACGGCCCAGAACUAUGGGAACUAUCGCUCUGUUACUUCUUAUUUCUAUCGAUAUUAUAUGAGGUGAAUCAUCAUUUUUUGAAAAAAGAUGUUCUUUACAAUUAACAACAAGUAAUUUGAAGAAUUCUGAGAUGAGAAAAAUACGAAACCCCGAUGUUGCUUCCUGCACUGGGUGUUGAGCUAAAGACAAACCACUCACAGACUUGCAAGUUCCUGAUACCGUGGUGACUUCCUUCAGUAAUUACUGUAGGCUCAGAAAAGUGACAGCCAAUUUAUGCACAGCAAACUCCCACAAACAGCAAUGAGCUGAUGACCACACAGCCUGCCUUGUUUUCCUUGGUUGCAGGGAUAAUUCUUGCCCUAGAACAAGGAAUAUCUCCCCUAUUCUGCUACAAAACAUUAUGAGGUGUACUUUCUAAGGGACCUCAGAGAGCAGACAGAGGGUUGGCAAAAAAGUCUCAUCAAUAUGUCAGCACCUGAUCUCAGAAGAUAACUGAGGAUAGGACUUUAAAGCGAGCGGUUGGGCCUUGGGGAGUGUUGCAGAACAGAGGGACCUAGGAGUACAAGUACAUGGUUUCCUGAAAGAGGCAUCACAGGUAGACAGGGUGGUGAAGAAAGCUUUUGGUACGCAGGCCUUCAUCAGUUAGGGCAUUGAGUAUAGAAGUGGGAAUGUUACGUUGCAGUUGUACAAGACGUUGGUGAGGCUUGUGUUCAGUUUGAGUCACCCUGCUAUAGAAAAGAGCCCAUUAAGCUUGAAAGAGUGCAGAAGAGGAUGUCACGAGGAAUUCGAGAUCAGCGUGCUGGAGAGAGGUUGAGCAGCUUGGGACUUUUGUCAUUGAAGCAAAGGAGAAUGGGGGAUGAAGUAAUAGAGGUGUAUAAAAUUAUGAGAAAUUAUGAGGGGAAUGGAAACAUUCUUUUUCCCAUUGUUGGGAAAACAAGAAACAUUGGGUAUAGGUUGAAGGGGAGAGAUUUCAUAGGAACCUGAGGGGCAACUUUUUCAUCCAAUCAGUGGUCAGUAUGUGGAAGGAGCUGCCAGAGGGAGUGGUUGAGGCAGGUACAUCCAUUAUAUUUAAAAGCUACUUGGACAGCUACAUGGAUAGGAAAGGUUUAGAGGUAUGUGGACCAAAUGGACAAGUUCAGAUGAGAGUCUUGGUUGGCAUGGACCAGUUGGGCCAAAGGGCCUCUUUCUGUGCUGUAUGACUCUAUGACACCUCCAGCAGUGCCGAGCUCCCUCAGUCCUGCGCUCCCUCAGUCCUGCAUUCCCUCAGUGCUCAGGCUCUGGAGUGGGAGUUGAACCUACAAUGCUGAGGGUACGCACUGCAGUCACAGUGCGCCCACAGGGCAGGAAGGAAAUGUUUGGGGUGGUGGAAGGAGAGCCAGUCAAACCGGCAAACUUCUCCUGGGUGACAUUAAGCUUCUGGAGCAUUCUAGGAGCUGCUCCGAACUUGGCAAGUGGAGAAAGUUCCAGCGCACUCCUGAUUAGGGAAAUUGCCCCUGGUGAGUCAACAAAUUCUCCUUGCACCACAGCAAAUGUGUUUAUUGCUGAAAGAGGAAGUGGUCUCUUUGACUACUGUCUGAAUAAGGAAGUGACCAACUGAGAUACAACACAGGGACCCGCCCGAUUCAACACGGCUGAAACAUGGAGGUGGUGCAGGGUGAAAGCACCCACCAGAAACGACCCAGAACGACGGGAACUAUCGCGCUGUUGCUUCUUAUCUCUUUUGAUUUCAUAUCAGGUUCAAAUGCAUUAACUGGACCCGAGAACGUUCUGGGAGUAUUGGGACAAUCAGUCACUGUGGAAUGUCGGUAUGAUCGGAAAUACAGGGACAAUAAGAAACAAUGGCGUAAAGGAUAUUAUUAUGCCACGAGUUCUGUCGUUUCGACUCAUCAGCCACAACGAGGAACAACAUCGAUGACUGAUAACAAAAAAGAAAGGAGACUUUCAGUAACCAUGGACAACCUAAUGAAGAGCGAUGAAGGGUGGUACUGGUGUGUGAUAGUAAAAGGAACAUUUGAAUUUAAUGAAAAGUUUCGCAUUCGGUUGAAAGUGUCUGAAGACCCAGAUGUGAACAAACCCACCACGGAAACGUCCACUGCGACCACUUGGACCACUUUGUAUCAGAAUCGAACAAGCACCAGCAAAGCAGGAUCCAGUGAGACUUCUGUUUCAUCGCCUCAACCCAGGUCGGUCACUCAAAGGGACAACUCAGCCUUGCGCAGCUCCACCACAGCAUUAAGGAGGCAAGAUCUAUUGCCAUGGCAGGUUGUUCUUUCAGUUGCCUUGAUAGUUCUCUGUCUUCUGCUCGUUUCUGCCGUUAUUGUUUGUAUAAAAAUCAGGCAGAAGAAGAAAACUGGCCCAAAUGGACAGAGGGUUAAUGGUGUGGAAAAUCCAGCAGAGAGCUUCACGGAAAUCCCAGUGGUGUACUCCAGCGUGAAGCACCACAGAGCUGCUGUGGAAAGUACUUACAUGAACCUUCAGGAUCUGAAUGCUCAAGGAAAAGCCAAGAUGCCACGUGCCUCGGAAACUGUAGUAUAUUCAGCAGUUGCUCACUAAAUCAUAAUUAAUUCAGGCACUGAAGAACACCAAGAAUACAUCGCAUACAGUCCGGUGAACUUUUCUUUCUUUUAAUGCGGCUUUUUCCCACAAACCCACAACAAAGACAACCUUCAGUGGUCCUGCGGUAGACUGGUGCAGCAGCAGGCAACCGAUGGCCAUGUCAGUCUCCAUUCCUCCUUGUCCGAGAACGUGCUUGGGAAUUCAGCAACCACAGGCUUGGGGGCAACACAACAUGGGAUGGGCGCCAACGCCUGGGGUAUUGUUGGGUUGGGUGAAGGGAGGGUUGGUAGUUAGUGCUUGUGGUUGGGCUGGCGGUUGGGAUUGGGGGGGAGUGGAAUGGACUAACAGAAUGCAGUCAGGAUUGUGGGGAUGACAAAGUGAUGAAGUGGGGCAGCGGGAGGUUGGCAGUGUGUUGGGGAGGGGCAGGGGGAGAUGGCGGUGUGUUGGGGGGAGGGGGAGAUGGCAGUGUGUUGGGGCAGGAGAGGGGCAAUUGUGUUGGUGAGUGGGAGGGGAGUUGGCAGUGUGUUGGGGAGCGAGGUAAUGUCUGGAAACAGCAGGAGGAGAAAGGUGUCACAUGACAGAAAAUGCCCGAAUUAAUUUUACAAGUGACAUGGAAUGUCCAGUACUUUGUUAUCAUCAAGCUUUCCUUGAGAAAAAGUAGUUUUCAGCUGUGUAACACUGAGGAACAUGUCAUGUCAUUACAUUUCUAGGCAUCAUUUUCCAUGCCACCUUCAACAAGAGUGAAAUGUGCAGAAAUAUUUUGACACUGACCAACAGGAGACACCAAGAACAUGGCCAAUAGCUCAGUCAAAGGUUGGGAGGGGUUGGGAGAUGGAGGGUUUAAUUAAGCCAGACCAGGGCUGGAGGAGAUGUUUGAGACAUGGAACAGCAAGUCCAGCCAAGAUGAACACAGGGAUAAUGAUUUCAAAACUGAGCCACUGUUGGACUGGGAGACAGUGGAGGUCAGUAAGCAGAGGGAUGAUGUGUUCACAGAGCUUAGUGCAAGGUCAAGUCUGAACAGUAAAGUUUUAAUGAACUGAAGUUGUUGUAGUUUUGCACGACGGAAGGUCCACCAGGAGAACGCAGCACAGCAGUUUACUUACUGGACCAGUAACCCAGACGCCUGGAGGAACAAUCCAGAGACUUGAGUUCAAAUCCCACAAUUGCCACUGAGGGUGAAAAUCACAAUACUGCAGAUUCUGGGAAUCUGAAAUAAAAACAAGAAAUGCCGAAAACAACCUGUUGAAAGAGAAACAGAGUUAACAUUUUACUUUGAUGACCCGUUGUAAUCAAUGGAAGAAAAUAGGAGCAGGAGUAGGCCACUCCGCUUCUCAAGACUGCCCCACCAUGCAAUGUGGUCAUGGCUGAUCUGUCCCAGACCUCAUCCCCUCCUCUGUGCCAGUUCCCCACAGCCCUCAAUUCCCUGAUCUUUCAAAAAUGUAUCUGCUUCCCCUUUAAUCACACCCAAUGAUCCAGCCUCCACAACCUUCCGGUGCCAAGAAUUCCAGAGGUUCAUCACCCUCUCUUAACUCUCUUUCCACAAAUACUGCCUGACCUGCCACGAUUUUCCAACAUAUUUUGCUCCAUUAGAGCAACUGUGGAAUUUGAACUCUGUUAAUAAUCUGUGAUUUUAAAACAAAUACUUGUUAGUAAUGUUAACCCCAAAAUGACCAGGUUAUUGUUAAAACCCAUUGGUUAACUAAUAUCCAUCUAGUUUACCGAGAAAAAUUGCCACCUUUUCCUGGUCUGGCCUUUAUAUGACUCUAGAUGCCCCAAUGAAGUUGAUUCUUAAAUGGACCCACCAAGGACUCAGUUCAAGGGGCACAUUAGGGACAAGCCAUAAGUCCUGACCUUGCCAAUGACGCUUAGAUCCUUAAGCAUGAAUUUUUAAUGAUGAAAGAGGUAGCAGAGGUUCCAAAGAAAAGUUGAGGCACGGUGCUGGGUGAUGUUAUGGAGACGGAAGGAGGGUUAAUUCUGUGGCCGCAGUUCUGUGUGCUCCAUGUGAGGCAAGCUCCCAUCUGCAGUGAGAGAACGUCCAUCCCCUCCCUCACCUCCUUCCAAGCUCCAGACUGAUUCAACAGAUCUUGUAAAUCCCAGUUGUGGGAUUGUAGACCUACUCUUGUAUUGUUCCUGGAAAGGCUCACUGCACUUUCUAAACAGUAGCUUUCAUUUCCAUAUAUUUUGUGAAUGUUUGCCUGAAGUGCAGUGGCUGGCAAACAGAAAUAAGAAGAACAGACAAUUGCAAAUGAAAGACUGUGGAGCAUUCAUGUUUAAAUAUGUAAAUGAAUUAUGUUCAUGUGAUGUAAUGUCUAAAGAUGACACAAGCACACUUGGGAGUUGUAAGCCCACAGUUCAAUGUGCACCUGUCUUCUGAAGUGCCUUGUGAGCCCUGGAGAACUUUUAUAGAACUUACUUACUUUGCCUUAGGCGGUCCCUUGGGAUGAAGGAUGACUUCUUGUGGGUUCUGAGGUAGCUGAUCAGCGCACCGUGGGAACUAGACCCAUCCCCAUAUGGGGUAGGAGGUGGCUGAUGGGACAGGUGCUUGGGUAGUCCAUGACGUGGCGGGUUCCUUCUGCCGCUUACAUGGGGCCACUGUCUGUUCCUGAUACAUGGUCGCAAGGCUCCCACUACCAUCCCAAAUGCUCCUUGUCCACUUUGAGUGUCCGUGGAGUUUUCAGGAGUCAAUGGGGAAGUUGCAUUUCUUCAAGGAAGAUCUGAGCACAUCCUUGGACCUUUUCACCCAGUAUUCCCUUCCCACAACAGAGCUAGGAGUAGGUGAAAGAGUUGAUACUGAUUUACAUACAAAUAGAGCUUCAGAACUUAUCAGCAGUAUAUGAUGGACGUCCACACAACCACAAAAUACACUGUGAUUGGCCAUGAAGGAAGUGACUGUAUCAAACCCCGAGAAAACAGUGAGUUAAAGAAAUUCUUCAAAGCGUCUCCUGACCACUGUUGACAACAUCGCUGACGAUGGGGCCUUCAAGACUCCACAGUUACUGCAGGAAAAUGGCUCAGGAGUCAAAAUAAAUGAACGUACACAGGCAGUAGCAAUUCAAAAAAAUCAAAGAAGUGGUCUGUAGCACAGAGAGAAACAGUGAUAACUGGAUUUGCACACAGUGUAGAGAGGGCUUAAGUGUCACAGUGUGAUGCUAUAGAUGGAAAAUGGGAUAAAAAGGCAGCUCAAGCACACUCAGCUCCAUAGACUAUCCACUGGUGAACGAUCAAACCUCAAAGUGUAUACGGAAGGAAGAGUUUUUUAUUGCAACGGUCUCCAAGCAGAGGGUCACAUGGAAAACGUGCAGGCACUGACUGAGUGAGAGUACACAAGGAGUUUGUUCCAUUGAUGGAGUUUGGCUCUGUUACAUGCUUCCCAAUCUGGUAGCCACACAGAAAGUCACAGACACAGAAAAUGGAGGACUAUGGUAUUCCACAGCUGUUUGAAAAAGCAGAGAGCUACAAAUUUAGCAAAUUCUUUACAAAUUCUUAAACUGUGUGUUCCAGAAGAGAAUUGUGUAUGGCUUAAGGACAAACACAUCAAGUCCAAAUUCUUAUGCAGACCUUGAUGGAAGUGGCAGUGAAAAAUGCCGAGGAGUUAGAUCCACUGCCAGGUACAGGCAUGAGAGAGCUUCUAGACAUUUCACUGCAGUGAAAACUCCAUGGCUGAAGCAAGGUCAGUGUCAGUGUCGUGAAUCCUUGCUACAAAUGCAACAGCAGCCAUUUACAGCAGCUCUGUUACUGUAAGGAGGUUAUAUCUGUCACAAGAAAGGAUGGAAGAGUGUGAGCAACACAGUGGUGCAGCAGGGAGUACUGCUGCCUCACAGUCCACCAUCCCAGGUUCAAUCCUGAUCUCUGGUGCUGUCUGUGUGAUCCCACAAGCAUGAUUCUGAAGUGUAGUUAGUCUGUAUUAUGGAAGAGUUGAUACUGAUUCACAUAUAAAGCCCCGAACACCAGUAGUUUCUCUAGAAGUAUACAGAACAAGGAGAAUUCAAUUAUUGAUUAGUGACAUCCCAACUUCUAUUGAGUAUAGAAGUUGGGUGUUAUGCUGCAGUUGUACAAGAUGUUUGUGAGAUGUCUUGGUCACCGUGUUCAAUUUUGGUCACCCUGCUGUAGGAAAGAUGCCAUUAAGCUGGAAAGAGUGCAGAAAAGAUUUACAAGGAUGUUGCCAGGACUCGAGGGACAGAGUUAUACAGAGAGGUUGGGUAGCCUACGACUUUAUUCCUUGGAGUGUAGCAGACUGAGGGUGAUCUUAUGGAGGAGUAUAAAAUCAUGAUGGACAUAGAUAGGGUGAAUGCUCACAGUCUUUUUCCCAGGGCUGGGGAAUCAAGGAUUAGAGGGCACAGGCUUAAGGUGAGUAGGGAAAAAUUUAAUAGGAACUUGAAGGGCAAAUUUUUCACAGAGGUGGUACGUAUAUGGAACAAACUGCCAGAGGAAGUGGUUGAGGCAGGUACAAUAACAACAUUUAAAAGACAUUUGGACAGAUAAAUGAAUACGAAAGGUUUAGAGGGAUAUGGGUCAAACAUGGGCAAACGGAACUAGCUUAGAUGGGCCGUAUCUUGGUCGACGUAGACAAAUUGGGCUGAAGGGACCGUGCUGUAUUACUCUAAGACUCUAUGACCUCUCUAUCCAUUCAGACAACUUAAGUUUAAAUAUGUCAACAAACACACACAAUUCUUCUUAGGAUUCUCUUUGCUCUUGCUUUGUUUUGUGAAGGAGAAUGAACAAAUUAAGUUACAUUUUACAGCACGUUUCAUGUUUUCAGGAAUUCCCAGAAACACCUCACGGUCAAUGAAGCACUUUUGUGAAAUUGUCACUAUCGUUUCGCACAUGGGAACAACACGGUAAUUCUGGAGAUAAUGGCCUUGUACUUGGAACAUAGAACAGUACCGUACAGGAGCAGGAUCUUCAGCUCACAAUGUCUGUGCCAAACUCAAUGCCAAAUUAAACAAAAUCUCUUUUGCCUGCACGUGAUCCAUAUCCCUA
This is a messenger RNA of Pristis pectinata (smalltooth sawfish), 9577 nucleotides long. RefSeq names its product CMRF35-like molecule 7. NCBI's taxonomy places the organism in Eukaryota, Metazoa, Chordata, Chondrichthyes, Rhinopristiformes, Pristidae. The record is from RefSeq and is a predicted model, not a curated record. The coding region runs from base 3680 to 4594 and encodes 304 amino acids. Gene Ontology annotation, molecular function: signaling receptor activity. Gene Ontology annotation, cellular component: cell surface. The transcript is spliced from 6 exons.